CUUGUUGUCUGUCGGGUCGCGUUCAACAGUCCAAGUAGCCCUCGGAAAAACCGCGAACAACAAUAGCGCGGAAUUUUUCAAAAAAUUGACAUUUAAAAUCAAAAUGGCCGACAGGAGGCACCCGGUUUGCUUAGGCGACGUCUUCGAACCACUUCUUCGACGACCCACCGAAAUCGGAAAAACAAGUAAACUACAUUAAAAUGACCCCCAGGACCAACAAGAGCCGCACAAAAUGGGAAAUUUUACCGAAACCGAUGGAAUAUUCGAGCCCAAUCGCACUACACCGGUCUUCGCUAUCGGACCGGAAUUUAUUCAGCAAUGGAAGGUCCAGAAGCAAAAGGAAAAAAUCUGCAAAACGAUCUACCAAGGCGUCCUGUCGGUCACGAAAUGCACGGAGGCCUUCAACUACAGCUCCUACGACGGCGAAUCUUUUAACUUUUUGGGGUCAGAUGUAGACUGGAUCAAAACGAAUAAGUCUACGAAUGGCUCGACGACACCAAUCGAGCCAUCGAUAUCGCCGGUCUUAGCUCCGUUCGAAUUAUGGCAAACGAUCCUGAUCGCGAUCUGUUUAGGGAUCUGCAUCGUUCUCACCGUUUCCGGGAACAUUUUGGUCCUUUUGGCUUUUAUCGUGGACAGGAACAUACGGCAACCCAGCAAUUAUUUUAUCGCCUCUUUGGCCGCCACCGACAUGCUGAUCGGGACAGUAUCAAUGCCUUUCUUCGCCGUGUACGUCCUAAUGGGGUACUGGGACUUAGGGCCCCUCUUAUGUGACCUUUGGCUCUCCGUUGACUACACAGUAUGUUUGGUUUCUCAGUACACCGUUUUACUUAUAACCAUAGACCGAUUUUGCUCAGUUAAAAUUGCCGCCAAGUAUCGAAGCUGGAGAACCCAGCAGAGAGUCAUUCUGAUGGUAGUAAUAACCUGGAUCAUCCCGGCUUUGCUAUUCUUCAUCAGCAUAUUCGGCUGGGAGCAUUUCAUUGGUUAUCGGGACCUUUUACCCGGAGAAUGUGCGGUUCAGUUCUUGAAAGAACCGGUCUUUAACACUUCCCUUAUAAUAACAUACUUCUGGUCCACCCUUAUUGUGCUUUUCAUACUGUAUGGAGGCAUUUAUAAGACGGCUUUUGACAUGCAAAAGAAGAGCGAGGCAAAGCAGAGAAAAAUGCAAUCGAUGGUGGCCUUAAGUGCUGGGGCCAUGUCAGGUAUGGCAGGGAGGGCUGCCGGUAUCGGCCUCCCAAGCAACAAAUCCUCCCUGGAAAUCCAUCACAAUACGCCUGGGGGUGGAGGCUUAAGUGAUAACAAUAAAAAGCUUGAGAACCUCAUGGAGGAUUCUAAUGACAAUAAUUUCUUAGAAGGCAACACCAAACGACCUAGGAGCCAGGAAGGUCUCAAAGUGAGAGAGAGUUACGGAGUGGGAGGCUCUGGAGACUCGAAUUCUAGUCAGAAGACCACCAGUUCGAACAUAAAUAGUUCUAUGACUAAUACGACCACCACCACCACCGCAACGAUGGAGAAAAAUGUUAAUUUAUCUACAACUAAGAUUUGUUUGCAAGAAGAGAAAUCGGAGAGGAGUUCGAGCCCGGCAUUCGACAGUGACGAGGACAGCACUGCAAAUAAUCCGAAGGAGGAAACGAGACAGAACUUUGGUGGUCGUUUACAGAAAGAAGACAAGUAUAAGAGUCAUAGGAAAAGCAUCGUGGACAUUGUUCUUCAGACCAGUAAUAUGCAAAUCUUCGGUGCCUCCCCGCAAAAAAUCAACGGCGGACUUCAAAGCAAGCCAAAAAACCCCCUACCAGAACCGGAAAAACUGUCUCCGAGAGCCUCAGUGACGCCCCGAAAACCCCUUGAGCCCCCCAAACCGCUGGUAAGGCCCAACAAACUCACCCUCCUACCAACCUCGUACAGUUCGAUAGAAAUAGGCCAUAAACCCAUCGUAGAAAACCCUUGUACAAAAAAAGUUCAUAGCACGUACGACCUAAUAACCGGCAUGGAUACGAUGGACUUGCGUUAUAUGGAUGAGAGUAGUAUAGUAGUUCCCUCCCCGGAUACGGAAACUGUUAACCCUGUCAGUCCCAAACGGAACUCAGUGCAUUUAGACCACGAUUUACAGAGUGUAGAACAACAACAAAAGUCCUUACAAACGGAAGUGACCUUAUUGAGCUCAAAUCGACCGGUCACCUCCGUGGUGAAGACUGAAUCGUUCAGAGAUGGCAGCACCAAGGGGUCGUUCAGGGGUGACAGCGGGAUGAGUUCGCCCUGCGAGGGCGUCUCGGCCAUCUCGCAAACAGGUAAUGCCGCCUGCACCCUCAUGACCUCCGCCACCGCGCCACAUAAGUUCAAUAAAUUUCUCUCAAUCUCUAAUCCUAAAUCAGAUACGGACCCGACGACGACGACGCCGGACACGACGGCCGCGUCCCGACGCGUCUUCGUCAAGUCCCUGGGCCGGAAGUUGAAAGGGAAAAAGAAGAAUCUGCCGGGUCCGUUCGGGACGUUCGGGAUCCGGCAGAAGUCGAAGAGCGAGAACAGGGCGAGAAAAGCGUUAAGGACGAUCUCGUUCAUUUUGGGGGCGUUCGUCGUCUGUUGGACGCCGUAUCACAUUUUCGCACUGGUCGAGGGCUUUUGUACCGAUCCGCCCUGUAUAAACUCGCACGUUUACAUGUUCUCCUACUUUUUGUGUUACACGAACAGUCCGCUGAAUCCGUUCUGUUACGCGUUGGCCAAUCAACAGUUCAAGAAAACGUUUACGAGGAUUUUAAAGGGCGAUUUACAUUUGACGUAAUUUUUUCACGCUUCUCACGGCGAAAAACGUGGUCAAACGGUUAGGUUAGCUUAUUGACGUUUUAGCAUAGAUCUCGCCUUGUGACAAACAAGUUUUUUUGAAUAGUCUUGGAAUAGUAAAAGCCUCAUUUUUCCAGUGGUCCUAAAAGGCAGUAAAUAAAAAUGAUCUGAUUACACUUCGAAAAUGGUACAAUUGUUACUUGACAAUGUCGUGAUAGUAAAAGUCUUGUAUUUUGAUAAGUGACUAAGCCGAAAUCAUUUAUCAAGUUACAAGAUAGUAAGCCCUGCCAACUGGUAUGCAGUUUCUUUUUUUAAAAAAAUAUUUCUGUACUGGUAUUUCUUGUAAUAAAAAAUAUUUUUGAAUUCUUUAUUUUUUAUUUUAGAGCAUAUUUGGUCCCUUGGUAAUUUUUCGAUCGAUGCUCGGUUUUCGCAUAAAAAAAUAAAAAUUAUUAUUGGAUAGCCAUAUAACGCUUAAAUCUGAUUAUCUUAAUCAAGUAUAAUACUUUUUUAUCUCUGUUUUUAACAUUUUCUCUCAAAACAUUCGAAUUCACUCCUCAAAUACAUGUAUUAGAUUUAUCGAAAAAUAAGAUUUUUUCUUUCAAUUCUACCAUCCGAUAGUGUAAAAUCUAAAACGUAUAUGUUCAUAGAAACUCUUUUGCUUGAUGUCGUCCAAGGAAUACACCCCUGAAUUUUAUUGAAGUAUUAAAAAAACACCCUGUAUAAUGAUUACGGUUGUAUAAAAAUUAAACAAAUGUCAAUUGGUCAAUCAAUUCUUUACUGUUUAAAUUGGCACUUAAGGUCAUAUCUGAAAGACAUAUCGUUCAAUUAAAAUCUCUUCAGAUUGUAUUGAUUUUCCCAGGUUAAGAGCGCACAAUCACUCGGUAUAAACUUAAUUAAAUAUUCGUACAGGGUGGUCCUCUAAGAAUUACGUCAUUUCUGUAAAAUUAUUGGGGAGUCAGGGAAUCCCGUGUAUUUUAUUACAUUUUUGGAUUUUAAGUAUAAUGUUGACGAGAUCCAAUGAGAUACUUCUCAAUUAAAAUUAGUGAAAAGUACAAGCUUAGAACAUUGAAAGCCUUUCAAUGUUCUAAGGGGUUAACAUAAUAUUCUUGUAGGACCACUAUAUGACGGUGACAAGGUGCUUUAUAUAAUAAAAAUAAAAAAAGACGUAAUUACUCAUUGUAAAUAUACUAUUUGUGAUCGGCAUUUUUACCCCAAUCAGUAGAAUUUUAACGCGCAAUUUAAAUAAACGGUUAAACGAUUGAUUUACUCGUAAAACCGAUUAAUCACUUAGCUUAAAAUUAAAUGUAAUUUAGGUUAAGGACAAUUGACGUCUUGCACGGAUUUUGAUUAAUUUAUUUUAAAAUUUACUGCAAGGUGUUCAAUUGAUAUCAAUAAAGACAAUAAUAUUUAUUAGGCACAAUUAUUCCGAAUUAUAAAUGUCUAUUAAAAUGGCCAUCAUGUACAGGGUGACCCUUGAGUUGAGACACCCUGUAUAUGAUGAGAAUACUCUGUAAAUUAGUAAUAAUUAUAUAUAUAUAUAUAGAACACUUGAUAUUGUAUAGAAAUAUUAAGCAAAACGGAUAAUAAAAAUGUGUAUUUAGGUUAACCGGAAGUAGGUUUCGCUCAUUUGAUUCGUCAUCUUUGGACGUUUUGUAAACCAUGCCCAAUUAAAAAAACUGACGAAUCAAAAGUUUAAAAUACUCAAAAAUGGUCUUUUAGUAAACGUAAGUUGUUAGAAAGAUGUCAAUAAUAUAUAUUGUAGUAGAGAAAGACGAAAGAAAGAUGUUAAAACGCUAUAUUUUGAGCCCGAUGUAGUAUUUUAGCGUCGAUAUGUUAGUUGUAACGAGGAAAAAUAAAUAAUUUUUGUUAUA
Messenger RNA from Anthonomus grandis grandis, 4646 nucleotides. RefSeq names its product muscarinic acetylcholine receptor M2 (gene mAChR-B). The transcript is spliced from 10 exons. Gene Ontology annotation, biological process: chemical synaptic transmission; G protein-coupled receptor signaling pathway, coupled to cyclic nucleotide second messenger; adenylate cyclase-inhibiting G protein-coupled acetylcholine receptor signaling pathway. Gene Ontology annotation, molecular function: G protein-coupled acetylcholine receptor activity; G protein-coupled serotonin receptor activity. Gene Ontology annotation, cellular component: synapse; membrane; dendrite. The record is from RefSeq and is a predicted model, not a curated record. Bases 233 to 2776 code for a protein of 847 amino acids. Lineage: Eukaryota; Metazoa; Arthropoda; Insecta; Coleoptera; Curculionidae.